AUGGGUCAACUUUAUGGUGCGACUCUUUUACCAUUUGGUGCUAUCUGCGUGGUUUUCCUGUGGGAAUCUGGUGCCAGCUCUAUCAGGACGACGCUCGCAGUCGACACCUCGAGAACGGACUGCCCAGAUAACAAGAUCUUGACCGUAGAGUAUCCCUGCGUCAGAGCUGAGGGGAAGAACAGCACUUGUUUCAGGAGGAAAUGCUGUGACGGAUUCAGGUUUGUGAUGGGCCAGUGCAUACCUGAAAGCGUGGAUGUGUGUGCAGCGUCGCCCUGCGAGCAGCAGUGUACUGAUAACUUUGGACGAGUCGUCUGCACAUGUUACCCCGGCUAUCGCUUCGACCGAGAGAGACACCGCAACCACAAAUCUCCUUACUGUCUGGACAUUGAUGAGUGUGCGCUCCCAGACAGCAGCAGCAUGUGUGACCAUGAGUGUGUGAACACGGUGGGCAGCUUCCUGUGUCGUUGUCACACUGGCUACAUACUCGCACCGGACCAACGCUCCUGCAUCCCUGUACACAACUUGAGUUCAUCGGGGAAGUCAGACACCCUGAUGAGUGCUGGUACCUGCUCGUUCACCUGUCAAGAUUUUAUGAACAUGAAAACCAGUCUGCUGCAGCUCAAACUAAGGCUGGGCAACACACAGUCACCCAACCAGGUACCUGGCCUCGCAAACAACAGUGAUAAGCCAUCUCUGGGGAGGACAGGAAAAAGUCCUGACAGCCCUUGUCUUCCUGGUCUACACGGCCUUCCAGGAGCUCCUGGGGUCCCAGGGCACCCAGGAGAACCGGGGAAGAGAGGGGACCCAGGGGACAGGGGUCCGCCUGGCCCUCGGGGUCCACGGGGAAACAUGGGACCCAUGGGUCCAGACUCUGACCUGAAGCAGAUGAAAAGAGGCCGCAGGGGGCCAGUGGGACCCCCUGGGGCAACAGGAAGAGAUGGACUAAAGGGUGACAGAGGAGCUCCAGGACCCAUAGGUCCACCUGGUCCGCCCGGCUCCUUCGACUUCCUUCUGCUAAUGAUGGCGGACAUCCGCAAUGACAUAAUUGAGCUGCAGGAGAAGGUGUUUGGGGAGCGGCGGGGCAUCUCCCUGGACAGUCCUCCUCAUUCCAGCGGAGAAAUGGAUUUUGUCGAGUGGGGCUCCGGACAAGGAGAUCUCCUGCUCAGCACCUGACCUUUGACAUCCCACCCGCAGUAACGGUCACUCAAACCCAGCAAAACAGACACCGAACUUGACUCUUUGUUUCUUUGUUGAUAAAGGAUGCUGGUGGUCAAAGUGCCAACAUAUAAAUAAUCCCUAACCACGCAGAUGGGACGAACUGGGCAAGUGGAGCCUUGCUUGCAUCUUUGACACUGCAACAGACAGUAAAACAGAGAGAUGGAAAGAAAAUUCAAGAAAUUGGACUCUCUUAACCACUGGAAGCACUGUCUGGCUGCUUUUCACAUGCUGUGGUGUGAGUGUGCAGGGCAUAGAUUGAGAGAGAUGCAGUGUCUGCCUUUAUGUCUGAGCCUCUGAGCUGAACCACUUCAAACGAUGAACUUUAUCGUCUACAUCUCUUCCUGUUCCCGAGUCUGCCCGUGGAAGCUCUGCUGCCACUGACAGUUUGCCUGCAGGGCGUUGGACCCGCAUACUGUAGGCCUCCCCUGUACCUGCCUGCAGUAUCCAAACCCUCAAGUCUGAGCUCUGCAGCUAUUCUCUACUCUGAGGCAUCUUCAGAAACUAAUUCAUGAGAUUCAUGAGGAUUACAAUCCCAAUCCUGUACUGUUGGACAAAAACAGUAAUGUCUGAUGUAUUUUUCUGAGAUUGUACAAUUAACUCAAGUUCAAGCAUGAUAAACCAAAAAACAUUUACCACAAAUGUUCAUCUAGAUAUAAUCAAAGAGAGAGGUUGAAUAUGUAAGACAUCCAAUCUUUCGACAGUACAUGUACAAGGUUGUAGACAGUUUUAAAUUGAAAGGAUAAAAUGGAUGUAUGCAUUGGGAAAGGUCCAGGGAGACAAAGAAUCACUUUUUAAAUUACUUUUGUAACUCAUAUUAUCAGGCAAGUUGACUGUGAACAUAUUUUUAAUCAGAUUAAUGGCCUGAAGGAAACGUUUCAAGGGAAUGAGGGUCGCACAUAUUCUCAUACUUUCACUUAGGAGUUAACCAGAAACAAGAGACAUAAAGAAGGAAGGCUGCCUGAAAGGUUUCUUUUUUACUGUGAAGCAGUUGCCAACAAGGACUCGCUGCUCAAUAAAGGUUUGUCUAAAUCUA
This is a messenger RNA of Sebastes umbrosus (honeycomb rockfish), 2251 nucleotides long. Its product is annotated as collagen and calcium-binding EGF domain-containing protein 1-like. Gene Ontology annotation, molecular function: calcium ion binding. The coding region runs from base 1 to 1173 and encodes 390 amino acids. The record is from RefSeq and is a predicted model, not a curated record. Lineage: Eukaryota; Metazoa; Chordata; Actinopteri; Perciformes; Sebastidae. The transcript has 11 exons.